This is a messenger RNA of Aspergillus nidulans FGSC A4, 2015 nucleotides long. RefSeq names its product phosphatase PAP2 family protein. Bases 236 to 1567 code for a protein of 443 amino acids. The transcript has 3 exons. Lineage: Eukaryota; Fungi; Ascomycota; Eurotiomycetes; Eurotiales; Aspergillaceae. Gene Ontology annotation, cellular component: membrane. The record is from RefSeq and is a predicted model, not a curated record.
GUCCGUGACUCCGUAAUCAUUAUCAGUCAGCUCUGCGCUCUGGCCGCCAUCAGGCAUCAGCUCGUUUCUCCCCUCACCGGUCAAGCCGGGCCCUUCGUUUGUCCAAAAGGUGAUGCCGACUUGGUCCUGCGACCGUGAUCCCCAUCCCUGCGGCUGUCUUCUGCUUUCCCCUUAUCAUUAAGGCCGACAUUCUCCACCCUCUUUUCCAAGGCUGCUGCCAGAAACACAGCACACCAUGGGCGCCGGAGCUAUUUUGGAACCUCUGGUGGUCAUCGUCUUGCUUUUCGGCGGCACUUGGAUCAACCGUACCGCUGGCUCGUUUCCUCCCUCACGUCGUGCUCGCCGCAAAUCUGUUGAUCGUUACCGUGGUGUUUCACCGGAUUCGAUCGAAUCGGGCCUUUGUUCGCCCACGUCCAAGGAUGGCCUCUUGAAAGACCGACCUUUAUCUCCAGCCAGCUCUCACUGCGGGCAUGAGUCAUGGCGUAAGCGAAGAAUCGGGAUACUCUUAUGGACCACCGAAGUUACCUCUCCGAAUACUGUUGUUUUCCAAGACCGUCUUCUCAGUCGGCUGCUACGCAAGUUGCCUUUCCUGGCCGAAUGUUGGUACUGGGCGUUGGUGUACUGGACAUACCAAUUAGGAAGAGCAUUCACGGCCGUAACCUUACAAGAAGGCACGGUCGAUGUAGCGAGAAAACAUGCGCUUAAGCUUAUCGAAAUCGAACAGGCCCUCGGGUUGUUCUGGGAGGUUCCGAUCCAGCAGUUCUUCCUCCGGCACCCGUUGCUCAUGAAAUGGACCAAUUGGAUCUAUUCGUUUAUCCAUAUCCCUGGAACAAUCGCAUUCUUAGUUUGGCUAUAUUACUAUACAAUCACGAGAAACCAUUCCGAUGAGCCCCAGUCUGGCAAGCCCCGAGGGACGGCAAGUGGCUCACCUGCUGGGCCGCUUCUCUAUCAAGCCCGCCGACGAACAUUAGCUGUUUGCAAUCUCCUCGCAUUUGUUGUAUUCACUCUAUGGCCCUGUAUGCCGCCUCGCCUGCUAAGCGAUGAGAAAGUGCAAGGGCCCGAGGGAAAGCUGGCACGCAGCUUUGGCUUUGUGGAUACCGUGCAUGGAGCCGAAGGCGCGGGCAGCGUGUGGACUGAGAACAGGUUCUGCAAUCAAUAUGCUGCUAUGCCCUCUCUGCAUUUUGGGUAUUCCCUCAUGAUUGGACUCACCAUCAUGACAAUCCCGCUGCCUGCUCAUCAUCGCGUCUCGACUCGAGUUCGAAUCGGCCCAUUUGGUGCCCAGAUUCCGUCCCGUCAACGCCUGGUCUGUCUAUUCCUUGGCUUUGCAUACCCGUUCAUGAUUCUCGCCGCCAUUGUCGCUACUGCGAAUCACUUCAUACUCGAUGCGGUCGCUGGUGCGAUAGUAUGUACGCUCGGCUGGAAGUUCAACAGCGUUCUGCUGAACCUGCUUCCUGUGGAAGACUACUUCCUUUGGCUAGUCCGGAUACACAAGCCUGAGCCAGCAGAAAUGGCAGGACCAUUGGAUCUCGAAGAAUGGACUGAUGAAAUAGAGGCUGAGACUGCCUGAAACAUAGAAGAGGAAGGCCAGGCACGUUUAAUAUGUGCUGUAAUUUUCGAUGAUACCCCUCUCUUGUCAUGACUGUCAUGUUUUCACCUUGGGUGAAUCUUCUUCACCUAACAAAUAUCCUUAGGGUCUCUCUUUUGCCCUAUCCUUACGAGGGGUAUUGUAUAAUUAGGCAUCCUAUCGGAGGAUCUAAUAUAAUGAGACAAAGGGAUGAUGAUAUGAUUGCUCGGUCGGUUCUGUUCUGUUCUGUUUAAACAUCUCUGAACGUCAUUCGGAUCUAUCGGUUAAGUACUUGCUGCACCAUUGUCCUUGAAGAGAACAAGUGCAAGCCUAUUGUGAAGUAGGCUGUGCCUGAUAAGCUCAUUCGAUUUAAGGAGGGUCGGCUUGUUUGCGUUGAAGUACUGUGCUUCUUAGUAUGCGAGGAGAACAUCUAUCCAACAAAUAAAAUAUC